Polistes canadensis is the source of this 3411-nucleotide messenger RNA. RefSeq names its product dyslexia-associated protein KIAA0319. Gene Ontology annotation, cellular component: plasma membrane; cytoplasmic vesicle. The transcript has 15 exons. Lineage: Eukaryota; Metazoa; Arthropoda; Insecta; Hymenoptera; Vespidae. Bases 364 to 3201 code for a protein of 945 amino acids. The record is from RefSeq and is a predicted model, not a curated record.
GCACAAUAGUAUAUGUAAGUAAUGAUGCAGGUGUUAAUAAAAGAAUAUAAACGAAAUUAAAAUAGUAUUGUUUAUUGGAAACAAGCUUUUUGAUUUCUAUCAGGAAGUAUGAUAAUUACCCCUAUAGUUGAUUAGCUGCUGGUUGUGAUAAUAAAAUGCUACUAAUAUAUGAUAAGCCUUAUUCACCGUACACAGCUGCGAAUUAUUUUAUAAUAAUGUCGCAGGGACGAUUGGUCGGCUAUUAGUGAACGCAGUUUAUGUAUAAACUGUUACAUGUAUUGUACGUUAAAACAUCUAAGACUAUAACUUUAUUUUACAGUGAAAUAUUUAUCGUUCUUCUGAAAAAAUAUAAUAUAAGUUAAAAUGUUUUGUAUUUAUUACUUGGGACUCUACUUAUUCUUAUUUGGAGCUUGCAUUGGACAUUAUUCAGACUGGGAUGGAAAAUGGCAAAUGUGUUCGAGCUUAUAUCCCCAUGCAUUUACCAAAUAUUUACCUCGUGGAAAUUUAUCUUUAAACAUUUUCACUGCAUGGUCUGGUGUAACAGAUAUUGAACGUUGCGUCACUACGUGCUGUAGCGAGUUACAUUGUAAUGUUGCUCUUAUGCAUAAUGACACGUGUUAUCACGUGAAAUGCAGUAAUUCCGAAAUGUGUAUGCCAUUAUAUAGACCUAAUUUACCUAAUGAAAAUCCACCUAGCAUGGUUUUGGUCAAACCGGUUAAAGUUAAUGAAAUGUGGAGCGAACUGUUGAGUCAAGCUAAUGAUGAAACUAGACCAUUAUUAAUGGAAAACAUUGAUGAUAACCGCAUCGUAUUUGAUACAGAUACCAUUAGUUGCAUAUAUCAAUCUGAAUGUGCACCUAACGAAAUUUGUAUCAGACAUGAAGAAAAAGAUGAUGUCAGCGUUUGUCGAUGCAAUUUUGGAUUCAAAAGAAAUAUUGCUGGUACUUGCGUGGUAAUAAAUGAAAUAGAAAAUGCGGAACUUGGUGUUACUCCUCAAAUGAGUGCUCAAAUUUCAAAAGGUACAACUACAUCCGUGAAACCUACCUUAAAAGAAUUAUUAGUAUCUGCAGUUUCUAAAGAAGUACGCUUGCCAGAAAACGAAGUAACAUUAUCGGCAUACACUAUGCCUGCCGAACAAGGCAAUGAACAUUAUAAUUAUGCUUGGAGUUUACUUAGUCAACCAGAAGGUCAUACAGGAACAAUGAUCGAUCAAAACCGUAUAACUGUUAAAUUGAGUAAUUUGUCGGAAGGCUUAUAUAGAUUUAAAGUAGCUGUAAGUAACCCAAAUGCUUAUGGAGAAGCCUACGCUAAUGUCAGUGUUUUACCACCUAAGAGAAUAAACCAAGCACCGAUUGCUAUAAUUUCACCUGCCUCGCAAGUCGUUAAAUUGCCUAAUACAGGAGCUGUAUUGGAUGGAUCAACGAGUAAAGACGACGAUCACAUAAUUUCUUAUCAUUGGGAACUGCAGCAAGGUCCUAUUGGAUAUCAGCCUAAUUUAGUUGAUACUCCUACUUUACAAUUAGAUAAUCUUAUAGCUGGAAACUAUACUUUUAAACUAACAGUUGAAGACUCUGAUCAUGUCACAAAUUCUACUAAAGCUAAUAUAACUGUUUUAAAAGUAAUCGAUUAUCCGCCGAGUGCUAACGCAGGACAAGAUGUUAUAAUUUAUUUACCUCAAAAUACAUUGAUACUUAAUGGAAACUUAAGUACAGACGAUAGAGGAAUAGCAAGCUGGGAAUGGACAAAAAGUCCUUCUGAUCAAAACAAAGCUGUAGACAUGCAAUUUACCAGAACCCCUUACUUACAUUUAUCAAACUUAGUUGAAGGAAUGUAUACUUUUGUUCUCAAAGUAACCGACGAUUCUGGCCAGUCUUCUUCAGCCGAAGUUCAUGUUUUUGUGAAGCCUCCUACAAAUAAACCACCAAAAGCUAAUGCUGGAGAGAAUAUAACCAUUGCAUUGCCAGAGACACGAACAGUAUUAGAUGGUAGAAAGAGCAAAGACGAUAUCAAAAUAGUUUUUUAUCAUUGGAAACAAAUGAGUGGUCCCAGCAUAGUUGAUUUUUCUGCAGUAAAUGAAUCUAUUACAAAUGUAACUAAAUUAACUAAAGGAGAUUAUCUAUUCAAGCUAACAGUUAUUGAUGACAAUGGAAAUAAAGAUUCUGAUACGGUUGCUGUUAAAGUAACACAAAAUAAAAAUGCAGCACCUAAAGCAAAUGCUGGUGGUGAUCAAAUUAUAAUAGCUCCUAUUGUUGCCUUGAUCCUUAACGGUUCUCAAUCUUCUGAUGAUUUACGUAUCGGGCAAUGGUUAUGGACAAGAGAACCAUCUAGUCUCGCGGUUGGUACUAUAAUUGAAGGAACAGAUAAAUCACCAAUAUUAAUGUUAACGGAUAUCGUGCCUGGCAGAUAUCUUUUUAAACUGAAAGUAACAGAUGAACAAGGAUUAAGUAACGAAGAUACUGUAUCUGUUAUUGUAAAACCAGAUCCUCAAUUGUUGCAUUUGGUAGAAUUGACAUUAAAUAUAGGCGCUAAUGUAUUAACAGAAUCACAAAAAAAUUCUCUUGUUGUAAAACUGCAAAUGUUGCUGCGAGAUGAAGCUACCAUCGUCGUACGGAAUUUAAGAGCCGAACCGCGUACAGGAAAAGCAGUAUUAAUAUUUUACGUAGAAAAAAAAGGCGGCAAAGAAAUGAUGUCUGGUCCAGAGGUAGUAAAAAGAUUGAAACAGAAACUCAAGCAAGAUUCUGGUUUGUUACAAUUGUCUGUAGCAAAUAUUGAUACCGCUUUGUGUCAAAAUAAUUGCUCAGGUCAUGGGGUGUGUGAUCAGGAAACACGACAAUGUAUGUGCGAAGCAUUUUGGAUGCAAAAUUUAAUCCAAAAAUAUUUCGGUAAUGGAGAAUCAAAUUGCGAUUGGAGUAUUUUAUAUGUAUUAAUAGCCCUAUUAUCCUUGGUUGUUUGUUGGGUUGGACUUGUUUGGGGACUUAUCUGCAUGUGUCAAAGAAUCUGCACUAGUAAGAGAAGAAUAUUACGUCCAAAGAAAAAGCUAGCACGUUAUUCUCUUCUUCAACCGGAACCAGAAGAUGAUGUUCCACAUACUAAAAUGGUAUUGUCAGAUUCGGAUGCUGAUUCUUAUGACGUCUUAUUUGAACACUGUAAGACAAGAAGUAAUAGUCACAUGAGAAAUGGUAAAGCUCGUAAUGGUUUGUGAAAGUAAAAACGGAAAUGAAAAUUUAAGUGUUAUUACAUUCACAAAAUCAUACUGAAAUAAGUAACGCACAUGUGUGUACAUUUGGCCAAACAUACAGUACUAGUCAGUUAUGGGGCUGUAAUUUACACUAAGUACCUUAAAAUAAUGAAACAAAAAAAGUAACAUCAUCUUUAAAGCUAAAACUUGUAAAAAAAAAAAGGACCGAACAAA